AUGUACAAACCAACAGCAUCUGAAGUUUUAAUUCUCCUGCUUCUGUUAUGUGUAUCUGCAACUGCUAAUGGAUUUCCAAAAUGCAACUGUGAUGAUGAAACAAGCUGGUGGACUAUUGACAACAUUCUAGAAUGCCAGAAAAUCGGGGAUUUCUUAAUCGCCAUUGCGUAUUUCUCGAUCCCUGUCGAGCUUCUCUAUUUCAUUAGUUGCUCAAAUAUUCCAUUCAAAUGGGUUCUUUUUCAGUUCCUUGCAUUCAUAGUCCUUUGUGGAAUGACACAUUUGUUUAACAGUUGGACUUAUGGACCCCACACUUUUCAAACCGUUGUGACACUAACGGUCUUAAAAGUCCUUACUGCAAUGGUUUCAUUGGCAACUGCCAUAACAUUGAUUACUUUGAUCCCUUUGCUUCUUAAAGUGAAGGUUCGAGAGUUUUUGCUCAAGCGUAAGACAAGGGAGCUUGGAAUCGAGGUUGGUAUGAUCACGAAACAGAAUGAAGCUGGAAUGCAUGUGAGAAUGCUUACUCAAGAGAUUCGAAAAUCGCUCGAUAGACAUAAGAUUUUGUAUACUACUUUGGUUGAAAUGUCGAAAACUUUAGGGUUGCAGAAUUGUGCUGUGUGGAUGCCUAAUGUUGAUAAAACCGAAAUGAACCUCACUCAUGAGUUGAACGGGAGGAAUGUUAACUCUUCUAUACCGAUUACUGAUUCGGAUGUUGCAAGAGUUAAGGGAGAUAAUGUGAGAAUGAAGCUGGAAUGCAUGUGA
This is a messenger RNA of Vicia faba (fava bean), 759 nucleotides long. The record is from the annotation of a GenBank genome assembly. Lineage: Eukaryota; Viridiplantae; Streptophyta; Magnoliopsida; Fabales; Fabaceae.